AUGGCACCAAUGCCCGCAAUGUUAUUCCCUUGUCAUGGAAAUAAAGACUACAUAUCUGCAUCGGUGUUACACUACAUUCGUUCCAGAACCAAGUUACCUAUCAACCACCGUGCGGUGAAAUCAUGCAACAUUCUUUUGGACGAGAAUUUGAUGCCUAAAGUGGCAGAUUUUGGACUCUGCAAGAAGCAACCUCAUGAGGAGUCAAAGCCAAAGCCACCAAAAUUUGAGUUGAGGGAGAACUUGGAACUUAUUUUGGAAUACAUGAACCCUGAGUAUCAUGCUACUGGAUGGCUAUCUGAGAAGUCUGAUGUGUAUUCUUUUGGUGUGGUUCUGUUGGGAUAUUUUUUGCACAAAGGAAGAGUAUUUUUUGACCUCAGAUAG
Messenger RNA from Gastrolobium bilobum, 381 nucleotides. RefSeq names its product putative wall-associated receptor kinase-like 16. Lineage: Eukaryota; Viridiplantae; Streptophyta; Magnoliopsida; Fabales; Fabaceae. The record is from RefSeq and is a predicted model, not a curated record. The coding region runs from base 1 to 381 and encodes 126 amino acids. The transcript has a single exon. Gene Ontology annotation, molecular function: ATP binding; protein kinase activity. Gene Ontology annotation, cellular component: plasma membrane. Gene Ontology annotation, biological process: protein phosphorylation.